GCCAGCCAUAUGACGCCAGAGAAGGUCCUUUUACUGUAACAAUAUGGCUGCCUUCUGCAAAGGCAGGAGCCGGUUUAAGCGUGUAUUGCUGCAACAAACUUUCAUAAGAAACUUAACAGGGACAUUUGACUAUGAUGUCGCGGUUAUUGGUGGUGGUUCUGGGGGCCUGGCGUGUUCAAAAGAAGCCGCUCAGUUUGGGAAGAAAGUCGUCGUCUUAGACUAUGUCGAACCCUCCCCAAAAGGCACUAAGUGGGGUCUUGGUGGGACCUGCGUGAAUGUUGGCUGUAUUCCUAAGAAACUUAUGCACCAGUCUGCCCUACUGGGAACAGCGGUGAAGGAUGCUGGGAAAUAUGGCUGGAACAUCCCUACUCCUGUGUCACAUGACUGGCACACUAUGGCAGAGGCUGUGCAGAACCACGUCAGGUCCCUCAACUGGGGCCACCGGGUCCAGCUACAGGACAAGAAAGUGAAGUAUCUCAACCUGAAAGGCAGCCUGCUGGAUGAGCACACCAUAAGAGGAGUUAAUAAAGCAGGGAAAGAGACGGUCCUGACGGCGAAGAACAUCGUGAUCGCCACGGGAAUGAGGCCCAAGCUCCCCGCCGAUGUCCCUGGAGCAGAGGAACAUGGCAUAUCCAGCGAUGACCUCUUCUGGCUCAAAGAGUCUCCUGGGAAGACGCUUGUGGUUGGUGCCAGCUACGUGGCCCUGGAGUGCGCCGGCUUUCUGACGGGCAUCGGCCUGGACACCUCUGUCAUGGUGCGCAGCAUCGCCCUCCGGGGGUUCGACCAGCAAAUGGCCGGUCUGGUGACAGAUCACAUGGAGUCGUACGGCACGCGGUUCUCCUGGCAGUGUGUUCCCCGGAGGGUGGAGAAGCUGGCGUCGGGCGCCCUGCAGGUGACCUGGGAGGACUCGGGUUCGAGGACGGAGCACAGCGACACCUUCGACACCGUGCUGUGGGCUGUAGGGAGAGCGGCUGAGACCAGAAAGCUCAACCUGGAGAAAGUGGGGGUGGUGCUGGAGAAGGAGUCUGGGAACAUCAUCGUGGCGGACAACGAGGCCUCCUCCGUGCCGAACAUCUACGCGAUCGGAGACAUCGGGGAGGGUCGUCCUGAACUCACCCCCGUCGCCAUUAAAGCUGGGAAGCUUCUGGCCCGGAGGCUGGCCGGUGCCUCGACUGAACUUAUGAACUACGACAAAAUCCCCACCACGGUGUUCACCCCUCUGGAGUACGGCUGUGUGGGGCUCUCUGAGGAGGAGGCAGAGAGACGCUACGGGAAGGACGGGAUCGAGGUAUAUCAUGCCUUCUACAAACCCCUGGAGUUCACCGUGGCAGAGAGAGAUGCCAGCCAGUGCUACAUUAAGGCGGUGUGUUUGCGAGACGGAGACCAGCCCAUCCUGGGACUACACUUCACUGGGCCUAAUGCUGGAGAGGUCACACAGGGGUUCGCCCUGGGCUUACAGUGUGGCGCCACCUACCGCCACCUACUGGACACAGUGGGCAUCCACCCAACGUGCGCAGAGGAGGUGGUCAAACUCAACAUCACCAAGCGUUCAGGUCUGGACGCCACGGUAACCGGCUGCUGAGGUUAAGCCCCUCCCUGAAGCCUUGAGCACACAGGGAGCCCCGCCCCCUCCUGGUUAAGCACUGCUAGCGUUAGUGCUAUUAGCAUUAGCGUUAGCACUCUCUCCACCGUCCGUCAAUCUACUGAACACCAGCACUGUUAAUACCAGCCCUGGGUCAGUUACGUUAUCGUUUCUACACUUUACUGAGCUCUUCUGGUGUAUUGCAACCUAUGAAGUAAUGUUCUCAAAAAGUGCAAACCCUGCCUUCUGAUGCUCUUGGUUGGCUCAAUUGUGCCAGGCAAGAUCAAUCGAACACAGAAAAGUAUUCAAAACAAUUACGUGAUUGACGCAGGUCUGGUUAUUACCCUCCACAUUCUGCCCCCCGGUGCCCUACCAAACGCCACACACACCGCUAACACUUCCUCACUGAUCACAACACUUAGUUUUCCCUCUGGAACGACGCAGCGUAAACCUGAGGUUAGCAUCACGCUUAUGAAAUAUUAUCAGCCGAGUCUCCUGCUUGUUUAUAAACUACGACUGAAACAUCGGCCGAAUGUAGGCCCCCGUGUUUAAAGAAAGCAACAGAAGAAGAGAAGUGGAGUGAAUCGUGGGUACCAGGAAACCCCAAACCAGAGUGACUUCAUAAACAGCCCCAUAAAUCAGCUGCAGUGGUGGCUAACGCUGUUGAAAUAGGACCGUAAAACGGCGGCUUGGUGCGUCUGGACUUCGGUUCUGCAAAUAUUGCCCUUGCUCCGUCCGUCCGUCCGUCGGUCCUUCCUGUCCGUCCGUCUGGAGCUCGACACGCUCGGCUAGCUCUGCGACACUGAUGGAUGGGGCGGGAGCCGUCGCCAUGGGGACGCCACUCCGUUUCCCGUGGACGCAGACAAACAUUCGCAGAGCGCGCUGUCAGUCAGGGGAGAGGGUCCGCGGGGCGGGGAAAAUGCGCUGUGUGUUUGGGUUAGAGACCUCCUGCGGUUCCCCCGACACUCGCUGGAAUAAAACACCCCCCGAUACUCGCAGGAAUACAGCCCAAACACAAUAACACUUUCUGUCUGCCUCUGCCCUGCAAAUCUUCACCGAGCUGAAAAAGGCUGGAUCCAGAGGUGGAAGAGAAUGGGAGAGUUGCCUGUGGGAAGUAGCGGUAAUUAUACGAUCCUCCAGGAGAUGGUGCUAUUGGGCUGUUUCCAUCGUACUCAGAAAUGCACCAUUCAUGAUAUUGUAGCUUGAUUAAAAAAGGAAAAAAAGAGACAAAGAAUCCCUUACAGAGCUGUGAUACAGAAGGCGAUCCAGUCGUCCAAUAUGAAGCCUUAUCUCCUGUUUUAUCAAGGCGAAGGAAUGAAGGAAUGGACAAAAUGCGAAAUUAACAGAUUGGCUGAAAUGUGUAGUACGCUUGACAACAUUUCCUUGAGGGAAACACUACAGGGCUUCAGACAUUUUUAUCCGUCAGCUAGUUUUAAUUUAAAAUCGAAACAAGAAAAACAUAUGCAUAAACAAUACACCCCCCCUGUCCCAGGGUGUGGAUAGGAUUGUGUGGGGGGGUGGGCAGAACAGGGGGUGCUGGUUUAUUUUUGUUUGAAGUCUAAUCUGUGAGCUCUGAGUUCUGACGGGGGUGGAUGUGCUCCCAGGACAGUUUGUACCUGGGCGGAGACUCCUGUGUGUUCUCUUCAGGGAAGGGGGGUGCUGACUGCUGCUGGGGGAACCCUGACCCCCCUCCCUACCCAAAAUAAAGCGCACAAACAGGGCUGGGGCGCCAUCAUUUCACACAACAAAACGCCGAUGUUGUUAACGGUAAACUGUUACGUCUUUAGACAUUUCUCGCUGAUGCACUUACUUAUUUAUACUGCUGGAUAUUUCACCAAUCCGUUUAGUUCCUUUGCUCAAAGCUACAGUGGCAUUGAACCUGCAGCCUCUAUGUUGUGGGUCCAGUUCCCUAACCACUACACUGCACUGCACUGCUGCUUUGUCUCGGUCAGAGGUGUAAAGCCCAGGGCUCAGAGAGUAAAAGUCUGAAUUGAAAAUAAAUUUGUUUCACAACUUAGUUCUGUCUCCUGGCUGAAGAAUUGUGCCAAUUAACAAAUCUUAUUUGUGGAACAAAAUACUUGUAAGGACUUUUACACACUGGAUACACCUCUGAUACACACACACACAGCCACACAUAUCAAAACCUUCUGCACUAUUUGACAACAGAUGCCAAGAGAGAAUACUGAAAAAAAUUCAGCAUUUGGUAAGUGCCUUGAUGACUUGCUUAAAAUGGCCGCCCAGCCCGACUGAAUCACACUGUUUGGGGUCAGGGUUCAGAUUUCUGGGGUCCAGUUAAUGAAGACGAGUACCAAAAACCCUGAACGGGACGGGCAAGUCUGAUGUCCCCUGGAAACCAACUUCCUCUAAAUAAUUUAUGUGAUUUAAACUGAAGCUUCCAGUGUAAUUAUUUGUGAUAAAUGAGCUUUGUUUGUACAGCAUUGUUGUAAUAUGUAUUAUUAAAAUAUUCAUGUAUGUGCACAGUCAA
Conger conger (European conger) is the source of this 4067-nucleotide messenger RNA. RefSeq names its product thioredoxin reductase 2, tandem duplicate 2 (gene txnrd2.2). Gene Ontology annotation, molecular function: flavin adenine dinucleotide binding; glutathione-disulfide reductase (NADPH) activity; thioredoxin-disulfide reductase (NADPH) activity. The coding region runs from base 44 to 1582 and encodes 512 amino acids. NCBI's taxonomy places the organism in Eukaryota, Metazoa, Chordata, Actinopteri, Anguilliformes, Congridae. The transcript is spliced from 17 exons. The record is from RefSeq and is a predicted model, not a curated record. Gene Ontology annotation, cellular component: cytosol; mitochondrion. Gene Ontology annotation, biological process: cell redox homeostasis; cellular response to oxidative stress; glutathione metabolic process.